UUGUCAGACUAAAAUUCGCGCCAUUUUUAUUAUUGAAAGACGAAAGUUAAAUAAAUGUGAAUUUUGUAAACAAAUAAACUGAAAAAAUGUCAACACCUUCAAAGCGGCCGUCUUCGCGAGCUUCGUCAGAGGCAGCCACACCAUCUCGCAGAACUAGAUCGUCGCAACAGCUCGUUGUGCCUGAAACACCACAAAGAUCUACCGGCACGCCUCAAGAUGGCACUCUUCAUACUCCUCAACAAACUCCUGGCACUCCAAGGCGGCAGGCUCCAGGAACUUCACCAGCAAGACCACUGCCCUCCAGCCCAUUUGGAACUGACAUAGAAAUGAGCUCUCCACUCAACUAUGGUACGCCAAGUUCAUUGAGCACCCCUCGGUCGCUACUGAGAGGGACAAUGACCCCAUCCAGGCAGAGGGCUGAUUUGAGAGGGCAUCAGAGUGGACCUAACGUACCAGCGCCAACUCCUAGCAGAGGGGCAACAACUAACGAACCAGAAACGUCCAGUGAGCCCCAGCUGGUGGUUUGGGGCACCGACGUAGCGAUCGCGGAAUGUCGCGAGAAGUUCAUAAAGUUCAUUCAGAGGUUCAUUGAACCCACUGCUGACACCACUGAGCCGUUGUACGAGAUUAAAUUAGAUGAGAUCCACACACUAGAAGAGCCAUUUUUGGAUUUGGAUUGUGAACAUGUCAAAAUAUUUGAUUCAAAAUUGCACAGACAACUUGUGUGUUAUCCUCAAGAGGUAAUCCCAGCAUUUGAUGCAGCGGUGAAUGAGUUGUUCUUUGACAAGUAUCCAGCAGCAGUUUUGGAGCACCAAAUACAAGUGCGACCAUACAAUGCUCCCCAACGGAACAUGAGAGAUCUUAAUCCAGAAGAUAUCGAUCAGCUAGUAACAAUAUCAGGGAUGGUCAUCCGUACAUCUGGCAUAGUCCCGGAGAUGCGUGAAGCGUACUUCAAGUGCGCGGUUUGCGGAGCCGCCGCCGCCGGGGAGCUGGAGCGAGGCAGGGUCCCGGAACCCGCCCACUGUUCACACUGCAACACCGCUCACAGCUUCCAGCUGAUACACAAUAGGUCGCACUUCAGUGACAAGCAGCUCGUGAAGCUGCAGGAGGCUCCUGACGAUAUGCCGGCCGGUCGUACUCCGGCUACCGUGAGUGUGAUGGCCCACGGCGCCUUGGUGGAGAAAGUGGGCGCGGGCGAGAGAGUGGCCAUCACUGGGGUAUUCCGCGCCGCGCCGGCCACUGUCAAUCCGCGCAGGGCCACUCUGAAGGCGCUGCAUCGCACGCAUUUAGAUGCCCUGCACUAUAAGAAGACCCACAGUGAACGCUUACUGGAGACUGAGGAAGGAAAAGAACACCAGUUCCCACCAGAACGCAUCGAGCUAUUCAAAGCGCUGUCAUCUCAGCCAGACUGCUACGAGCGACUCGCACGUGCUAUCGCUCCCUCCAUUUACGAAAACCUCGAUAUCAAAAAGGGAGCAUUAUUGCAACUAUUAGGUGGGACCAAGAAGAAUUUCAAUGUCGCUGGACGGACGCAUUUUAGAUCUGAAAUAAACAUCCUCCUCUGCGGAGACCCCGGCACAAGUAAAUCUCAGCUGCUGCGCUGGGUGCAUGCGCUGGUACCCCGAGCGCAGUACACCUCGGGGCGCGGCUCAUCAGCGGUGGGGCUCACGGCCUACGUCACCAAGGACCCCGACACGAGGCAACUGGUGCUGCAGACGGGUGCGUUAGUACUGGCUGACAAUGGAAUCUGCUGUAUUGAUGAGUUCGACAAGAUGAAUGACUCCACUCGCAGUGUUCUUCAUGAGGUGAUGGAACAACAGACCCUCUCGAUUGCCAAAGCUGGUAUAAUCUGUCAACUCAACGCGCGCACCUCAAUACUAGCCGCUGCCAAUCCGGCAGAGUCACAGUGGAACAAGAACAAAACUAUCGUGGAGAAUGUACAACUACCACAUACACUCAUGUCAAGGUUCGAUCUAAUAUUCUUGGUGCUGGACCCUCAAGACGAAGUGUUCGACCGCCGCCUCGCGUCGCAUCUCGUGUCCCUGUAUUACCAGGACCCCACCAACUCGCAGGACGAUGAGGAUGUAGUGAAUAUGAGCCUGAUGCGCGACUAUAUCGCGUUUGCAAAAGAAAACGUUCACCCGACGCUGUCCGACGCGGCGCAACAGAGACUCAUCGAUGCUUACGUGGAUAUGAGGCGAAUAGGUAGUGGUCGCGGUCAGAUCUCCGCAUACCCGCGUCAGCUGGAGUCCCUCAUCAGACUGUCGGAGGCGCACGCUCGAGUCAGACUGUCUCCUGUGGUUGAGAUUAUUGACGUCGACGAAGCAUCGCGAUUACAUAGAGAAGCUCUGAAGCAAUCGGCAACGGAUCCAGCAUCAGGUCGUAUAGACGUGGGUAUCCUCACCACCGGGCUGGGCGCUGCGGCCAGGAGACGCCGGGCCGACCUCGUCGCCGCGCUCAAGGAGCUCAUCAAGCCCUACAACAAGCCCCAUACCAUCACUCACGCCAAACUGCUGCAGGAAGUCAACGCCAACUCACAGAUUACGGUGUCACGGGACCAGCUCGACGAAGCGUUACGCGAUCUUCAGGAUGAAGGGAAAGUCGUUAUCGUCAGCCACACUCAUCUCAGACUUUGUUAAUAUUCCAAAUAAUGGAAACAGUUCCAAUAGUGUUACGGCCUGCGCAGACAAGUGUCUAUUGUCCGCCGAUAGCAAAAAUAGGCCACUAAGUACUGUAUUGCAUAACACAUACGAUGGACACAGAACGCUAACACGUUUAAACGCCAUGGUGACCUCGUCGGCUACGUAUCCAAACAAUUCGUAUUGAAAUGUAUGACAAUUAACUCACAUGACUACUGUAGCCUCAUAUGUAGCCACGGCCGAACGACCCUUACGUGUAGACUGGAUAGUCUGGCGACGCGUAGCCAAGACGCCAGUAAUUUGUAUACAAGUUACUCCUCCCUCACUCAGUGGCCGCGACGGACACCCGCGUGUCUUUAUUUGGCAAGCUCAUUUGGCUACGGUAGGUAGGUAGCCACUAGCCAGCGACGUCGCUAUGGCGUCCCAGUGUGUUAUGGCUCUAAUGACGGCGAAAAGUCAUGGUAAAAGAUGGACUUGUCCUCCGCAGACUAUAUUAUAGUACAUCGUCUGGGCAGGCCCUUAAGAUGUUUUUUACAUUAAAUGCAAUACUUGACAACAAUCAAGUUUAUCAUGGCAUUGUUGUGAUUUUUUAAUAUUGAAUGGCCCACCUGUUUUAAGAACAUUACGUAGUUAUUGUAAGUGAAUAAAAUAAAAUGUUUAUUUUCUCAA
Maniola jurtina (meadow brown) is the source of this 3308-nucleotide messenger RNA. RefSeq names its product DNA replication licensing factor MCM4 (gene dpa). Bases 87 to 2639 code for a protein of 850 amino acids. NCBI's taxonomy places the organism in Eukaryota, Metazoa, Arthropoda, Insecta, Lepidoptera, Nymphalidae. Gene Ontology annotation, molecular function: ATP binding; single-stranded DNA binding; ATP hydrolysis activity. Gene Ontology annotation, biological process: double-strand break repair via break-induced replication; DNA replication; DNA strand elongation involved in DNA replication. The transcript is spliced from 17 exons. The record is from RefSeq and is a predicted model, not a curated record. Gene Ontology annotation, cellular component: nucleus; MCM complex.